CGUGGUGCAAGUCGAACGUGCGAGCGUACCGACGUUGUGACCGCGGUUGUAGUGCGUCUCCCAUCUCGUGCCCGUUGCGUCUCGGAGUGUGAGCGCACGCUGACCGUUGCUGACGCCAACCGUUUUCCUUCGCAAACAUCGUGACGGUGUCUUUCGGGUGCGAAGAAGGAAAAUGCUUCUCUCGCCCACUGUGUGUGAAUCGUGCAUCGUGUAAGCAAAGUUACAGCAUUAAAAAAGGAGCAUUAACGUUGGGCGCCCAAAGCCCGCUGCUGGAGGCCUAAGCUGGGAGCAAUAUUUAUGCAGCCAGUUUUCCCCAUCAUCGUGUGCAGACGACCGACGACCUUCUACUGGAAAGCAGGAUAGAAGUAAAACCUUCGCCACCAUGUACGGGAUGCUGUUGGAGAGCGUACAACACUUUGUACAGCUCGAAUAUGGAGAGUACGUGUGGCGCCAGGCACUGCUCACCACCGGUUGCAAGAACACCGUAUUUAACACCCACCAGCUCUAUCCGGACAGCUUGAUUCCCGAGCUGGCGGCGGCCCUGUCGUCCAUCACCGGUAAACCGUGCGAUGAGUUUAUGAUUUUCUUUGGCCGCUGCUUCGUCCGAUUUUUCAGCAACUUUGGCUACGACGAGCUGAUAAAAGCGACGGGGCGCUACUUUUGCGAUUUUCUCCAUUCCGUCGACAACAUCCAUCUGCAGAUGCGGUUUACGUACCGCAAGAUGAAGAGCCCAUCGAUGCAGCUAACGGAGGUGGACGAAAAUGGGGCCGUCCUGGUGUACCGGAGCACCCGCAGUGGCUUCUCCAAGUAUCUGCGCGGUCAGCUGCUCGAGAUCGCCAAGCAGCUGUAUGGAAUGGAUGUCAGUAUUAAGGUGUUGGAGAGCCAGAACGAUAGUGCGGUCGGUGCGGCUCAGGGUGGCCUCAAGACAGUGAUAGUAAAGUAUCGUUUGGACUUUGAUAAUCGGGAUUACGUGAGUAGACAGCGGUAACAUCUACCGGUACCACUUCAGUUGGCUCCAGUGAACAGUAUGAUUCUGCUGAAUCUAUUCCCGUUUGCCCUUAUCCUGAACGAUGAAAUGAAGAUAACGGCUGUCGGGGAAAAGCUCAUCGAAUCCUGGAUGCUCAACAACGGUAGCCGAUCGCCGACGGAGUUGAUUGGUGCGAAAGUCACCGAGCACUUUAAACUGCGGCGUCCAACAGGGAUAACGUUUACGUGGGAGAAUAUUAAACGACUACAAACGGUUCUCUUCGAGAUCCAGCUACUGAAAGGCUCUUCUGCUAAGGGAACGAAGGCAAUCAGCGAUGCAGCGCAUCCGGAAUCCACUAAGCCGCAUGAACAAACACCGGCCGAGGAUGCGGCGAAGAUCAUGACGAACAUUCCACGCCGAGGUUCCCAAGGAAUUCGCAGUAUCUUGUUGAAGGGUGAGAUGCGCUACAUUAAGGAUAUCAAUUCAUUGGUGUUUCUGUGCAGUCCACUAAUUCAGAACUUGGAGGAACUGCGUGAAAUGGGACUGUACCUGAACGAUCUCAAUCCACACGGCCUGAGUCGUGAGAUGGUGUUUUCCGGGUUCUCUCACUAUUCCCGAUUGGAUUUGAUGUGUGAACGAGAGGAACAGCGGGCCGAAGAGCUGGAGACAUCGCUGGCACUGGCUGACUCGUGGAAGCGCCAGGGAGACGAGCUGCUGUACUCGAUGAUACCGCGUUCGAUUGCGGAACGGUUGCGCGAAGGACAAAACCCACACGACACAUGCCAAAGCUUCGAGGAAGUGACCGUGCUGUUUGCGGAAGUCCAGGAGACAAUCACUGGCGAUGAUUCGAUCAAGUACGCCAUGACGACGGUUAACACGUUGAAUGCGGCGUUUACUGCGUUCGACGAGCUGAUCCAGUCACCGAUGGCGUACAAGGUUGAGACGGUCGGUAAGGUGUACAUGGCGGUCAGUGGUGCACCGGACAGCAACCCGUUUCACGCCCAGCAUAUGGCCAAUCUGGCACUGGAGAUGCUUGCCAGCAUACGGGAGCUGAAGUUGCCCGGAGUGGGAGUAAAGAUCGGUUUUCAUUCCGGUCCCAUUGUGGCCGGCAUUGUGGGACUGAAAGUGCCACGGUACUGUCUAUUCGGGGAUACCGUCAAUACGGCUUCACGGAUGGAGAGCAGCAGCGAAACGGACCGAAUUCAAGUGUCCGGCUACACGGCACAGAAGCUGAAGAAGCUGGGCUACGUCCUGUCGUACCGUGGUAAGGUUGCUGUGAAGGGCAAAGGAGACAUGGAAACCUACUGGUUGGUGGGUAAGCCGCAGAAGAACAUUACAAAUUGUGAUUAUAAAAUGCCGAACGGUGUGAUAAUGAUGGUGCUGCUGGCAUCGCUACUGCUAUCCACUGUCAGCCAGCGAGUGUUAGCCCCACAGGAACAGAUGACGGUCGAUGAGAAUCGCAUCAAUUACGACAUCUACGUGACGCCGGUGAUGCUGCCCACUGUUCCGUUUGCUGCUCCGAACCGGUUUCGGGCGAAAAAUCCUUUGCUGGCGUGGCUGUCCACCGUGCUGUAUUAUCGUCCGUCUGCCGGGUCUGCUUCUUCGUCCGAUACGACGAUCGGUGCUUUCGGCAAACCUUCACCAUCGCGAGAAUGCUCGAGCUGCACUUGUGGCAGAGGAAAGACGAGCUCCCGGAUUGUCGGUGGUGAUGCGGCCGAUGUCAAGGAGUACCCCUGGAUGGCGAUGCUACUGUACCGGGGGUCGUUCUACUGUGGCGGUUCGCUGAUCAACGAUCGCUACAUCCUGACGGCGGCCCACUGCGUACUGAGUUUCGUGCCGAUGCAGCUCCAAGCGAAGCUGUACGAUGUCGAGCAGGCCGAGAUGGUAACUAGGGCGGUUGCUUGGCUGCAGGGACACGAGCGCUUCAAUCUCGAUACCUUUAACAACGAUAUCGCGCUGGUGAAGCUCCAGCAACCGGUCGAAACCGGUGGUAGCUUCAUACCGGCGUGCCUCCCAACACCGGGGCGGAGUUAUGCCAACCAGAACGGAACCGUGAUCGGUUGGGGCAAGCUGGCCAACGGCAGUCUGGCGCACGGUCUGCAGAAGGUCGUGGUGCCAAUCAUUAGCAAUUCCCAGUGCCGCAAAACCGACUACCGCUCGUCGAGGAUCACGGACAAUAUGAUGUGUGCCGGCUAUCCAGAGGGUGGUCACGAUGCCUGUCAGGGUGACAGCGGUGGACCACUGCACGUCGGUGAUAGCAAUGUCCGCGAACUCGUCGGAAUCGUUUCGUGGGGCGAAGGAUGCGCACGGCCCAACUACCCAGGCGUCUACACGCGGGUAUCGCGCUUCCUGACCUGGAUCAAGACGAACACCCGUGAUGCAUGCAGCUGCGAGCGACCGGCAAGUUUGCUGAUCGAUCCGGAUGGGUUUGUCGGGAAGGCACCGCUGCUGAACAGUGGCGUGUGGACGUGGAUCACCACCAUCUUCGGUAUGCCGAUCUUCAGUGUGUUCGCGUACCGGACGACACCACGCAGCUGUCCACCGUGUUCAUGCGGUACGAAUGGGAACAACUCGAAGAUUGUCGGUGGAGAGGAGGCCGCGAUCGGGCAGUAUCCGUGGAUGGUGGCCUUGUACUACAGCAAUCGGUUCAUCUGCGGUGGUACGCUGAUCAACGAUCGCUACGUCCUGACGGCGGCUCACUGCGUGUUCGGUAGUGAUCGAUCGCGGUUCCGGGUAAAGUUUCUGAUGCACGAUCGGCUCGUACCGAAGGAGGACUCGUUCGAGCGGAAGGUCUCCUAUAUCAUGACGAAUUGGUUUAUUAAUGUGGUCCUUUUUAUCACGAACGAUGUGGCGCUGCUGAAGCUGAGCGAACCGGUCCCGCUCGGCGACAGUAUCACGCCCGUCUGUCUGCCACCGGAAGGGAACAGCUACGCUGGGAAAGAGGGUGUUGUGACGGGGUGGGGAAAGCGGGGUGAUGGUUCGUUCCCGAUGCAGCUCCAGGAGGUCCACGUGCCGAUCCUCGCGAAUGAGGAGUGCCACAAUCAGACGCAGUACUUCCGCUUCCAGAUCAACGAUCGCAUGAUGUGUGCCGGGAUUCCCGAGGGUGGUAAAGAUUCCUGUCAGGGUGACAGCGGUGGUCCGCUGCACGUGUACGAUCCCGACGCGAACCGGUACGUGAUUGCGGGCGUCGUUUCGUGGGGCUUCGGUUGCGCCCAGGCCGGCUUCCCCGGGAUCUACGCCCGCGUCAAUCGUUUCAUCUCGUGGAUCAACUUCAACACGCGCGACGCCUCUCCUGUGCUGAUGCUGGUACUGACACUUCUGGUCGAUCCGCUUCCUGCGGCACCGGCGGUACGCAGCUACAACAACAACGGAACGGCCGAUUCCUGUGACUGUGUAUGCGGUGUCGGUGGGCGCACCAACCGAAUCGUUGGUGGCUCUGAGGCGGAAGCCCAUCAGUUCCCCUGGCUUGCCGGCCUUUUCCGGCAAGGCAAGCUGUACUGCGGUGCAUCCGUCGUGUCCCGCAACUUCCUCGUCACGGCCGCCCACUGUGUCAACUCGUUCGAGGCGAGCGAAAUCAGGGUCUACCUCGGUGGUCACAACAUCGCCAAGGACUACACGGAGCUGCGACGUGUGAAGCGCAUCAUCGAUCACGAGCACUUUGACAUCUUCACGUUCAACAACGACAUCGCGCUGCUAGAGUUGGACAAACCGUUGCGCUACGGUCCCACCAUUCAGCCGGCCUGUCUCCCGGAUGGCAGUGUCAUGGAUUUCACCGGUACGCUCGGUGUGGUUGCUGGUUGGGGGAGGGUGGAGGAGAAGCGAGCACCCUCGAAGACUCUGCGAUCCGUCGAGGUGCCGAUCUGGUCGCAGCAGCAGUGCCUAGAGGCCGGUUACGGUAGCAAAAAGAUCUCGGCCAACAUGAUGUGUGCCGGUUAUCACGAUGGCCAGAAGGAUGCGUGCCAGGGUGAUAGCGGUGGUCCGAUGCAUAAGAUGGGCCAGCUCGGUAGCAUGGAAGUGAUUGGGGUGGUUUCGUGGGGUCGUGGCUGCGCCCGACCCAACCUGCCCGGUAUCUACACCCGUGUCGUCAACUAUCUACCGUGGAUACACGAGAAGCUGGCCAACGAGUGCCUUUGCCCACCGAAGGACGUUGCACGCCGGAUCUGA
Anopheles aquasalis is the source of this 5131-nucleotide messenger RNA. Its product is annotated as transmembrane protease serine 9-like. Gene Ontology annotation, biological process: cGMP biosynthetic process; proteolysis; intracellular signal transduction. Gene Ontology annotation, molecular function: serine-type endopeptidase activity; guanylate cyclase activity; heme binding. NCBI's taxonomy places the organism in Eukaryota, Metazoa, Arthropoda, Insecta, Diptera, Culicidae. The record is from RefSeq and is a predicted model, not a curated record.